UCUCUUUUGAACGUCUCGUUACCCUCCCUGGCUUGGUGUGCUUUAUAGGUGAAGAACAAAUGCUACAGGAUACACUUUCAAUUAUUUGUAUAUCCUUUUUUACGGCAUUUUUGGGAGAAGGCUUGACUUGGCUUUUUGUAUACAGGACUGAAAAGUACCAGAAGUUAAAGGCUGAAGUAGACAAACAAUCAAAACGUUUGGAAAAGCAACGGGAUGUUACGGAGUCAGCUAUUGAUCGUACAGCUAAAAAGCGUUUAGAAAAACAAGAAGAACGAUUCAAAAACAUUAAUCGAGAGUUGUCCUUAGUUAAAAUGAAAUCUAUGUUCGCAGUUGGACUUAUAUUCACUUCAUUAUUCAAUGUAUUUAGUAGUCUGUAAGUCUACAGUGUUUUACAGAUGAUAACUUUAAUGUAUAAAGCCAAAUAAAUUUUGUGAUAAUCCUAUAGUACUGAUGUAACUGUGAAUGAGUGUGUUGCGUUCUGCAUCUCGAAAAGUUCUCUAGCCUCGUGUUUAUAGCUUGUUCCC
This is a messenger RNA of Trichobilharzia szidati, 524 nucleotides long. The record is from the annotation of a GenBank genome assembly. NCBI's taxonomy places the organism in Eukaryota, Metazoa, Platyhelminthes, Trematoda, Strigeidida, Schistosomatidae.